Molecule: messenger RNA, 723 nt
Organism: Symbiodinium sp. CCMP2592
Lineage: Eukaryota; Dinophyceae; Suessiales; Symbiodiniaceae
Source: the annotation of a GenBank genome assembly
AUGGUCCCAUCAUCCGUCUCCAUUCGUUUCCAGCACCACUUCCAAAUGAUAGUCGCAACCCUUUCCCCUCGCGGGGAUCUGGAUCGCUCGGAUCGCUCCUGUGUGCGGCGGGUGAUCACACUAGUGAUCACACUGCUGCCCGCCUGCGGCUGGGUCGCAUCAGUGAUCACACUGCUGCCUGCCUGCGGCUGGGUCGCAUCGGUCUCAUGCACUGGAGAGUCACCUCGUUUGCGUUUGCCAGGCAUACCCCUGGCGCUUUUUUUCUUUGCUGCUAACACAAACAAAGCCUCGAGAGAAAACGGCUGCUGUGCAAAGAGUUUAGAGGACGCAGAGGACAUCAUGAGACGUGGGCGGGACCGGGGCUGGGCGGAACUCGGGCGGGACAAGGGCGGGACAUGGCGGGACGUGGGCGGGACAUGGCGGGACAUGGGCGGGACAUGGCGGGACAUGGGCGGGACAUGGCGGGACAUUGGCGGGACAUGGGCGGGACACGGGCGGGACAUGGGCGGGACAUGGCGGGACACGGGCGGGACAUGGGCGGGACAUGGGCGGGACAUGGCGGGACACGGGCGGGACAUGGCGGGACAUGGGCGGGACAUGGCGGGACACGGGCGGGACAUGGCGGGACAUGGGCGGGACAUGGCGGGACAUGGCGGGACAUGGGCGGGACACCCAAAACGGACACCCUCGGGCCCCGCCCCGGACACCUUUCCCGGGUGCUAA